Messenger RNA from Sebastes umbrosus (honeycomb rockfish), 3142 nucleotides. RefSeq names its product peroxisomal biogenesis factor 14 (gene pex14). Gene Ontology annotation, cellular component: peroxisomal importomer complex; peroxisomal membrane. Gene Ontology annotation, molecular function: signaling receptor binding. Bases 184 to 1386 code for a protein of 400 amino acids. NCBI's taxonomy places the organism in Eukaryota, Metazoa, Chordata, Actinopteri, Perciformes, Sebastidae. The record is from RefSeq and is a predicted model, not a curated record. The transcript has 10 exons. Gene Ontology annotation, biological process: protein import into peroxisome matrix, docking.
UGUUUUGUGUUAGUCUCAGUUUAAUAACUUCUUUUAAGUAAAUCUCUUACGUGGAUCUUCUCGUCACAUUCCCUGAGCUUGUUUGUGACAAACGUGAACUCGUCCAGGAUGGAGACUUGUUUGGAAAAGCAGUCGAUCUCGGCUCAUCGAGCAGCCUGAGAGCAUUAACCGAGGAGGAGGAAGAUGAAGAUGAAGAUGGCAUCCACCGAGCAACCUGAUCCUCCAACACAGCUUGGCCUUCCACCUGGAGGUGAUGCAGCAGCCGCAGCUCCCCCCAGAGAAGCACUGAUUACCACCGCAGUCAAAUUUCUACAGAACCCAAAAGUACGUGAGAGUCCCUUGGCCACCAGAAAAGCCUUCCUGAAGAAAAAAGGGCUGACGGAUGUGGAGGUAGAGUUGGCCAUCCAGCGCUCUGGCAGCACAGAAGAAGUCCUGCCUCUGAGCCCCGUGGGGGCUCCAUAUCCACUCCAUGCAACGCAGCUGGCUCUUGCACCACAUAGUCCGGCGGGCUACAGAUGGAGAGACUACGGCGCCCUCACCAUCGUCAUGGUGGGCAUCGCCUUCGGCUUCCAUCAGCUUUACAAAAAAUACAUCCUUCCCCUCAUUAUGGGCAGCCGAGAGGACAAGAAGCAUCUGCAGAGGAUGGAGAGCAACAUUGCGGCAAUGAGUGGCACGCUGACACAGACAGUCAGCCAGCUGCAGCAGACCCUGGUCUCCGUCCAGGAGCUCCUGAUCCAGCAGCAGCAGAGAAUCCAGGAGCUCUCUCAGGAACUGUCUGCAGCAAAGACAUCGUCUUCAACCAGCCGCAUCCUGGACAACCAAACAGUUGGAGAGCUGAAGGCUGAGAUCGUCUCUUUGAAGGGCUUACUGCUCAGCAGGAAACAGUUCCCUUCCACUCCCACUAUUCCCAAAAUCCCGUCAUGGCAGAUUCCCCUGAAGCCGCCGUCGGCACCGGGCUCGCCGCCGGUCAACCACACCAACAGCAGCAGCGACAUCUCCCCCGUCAGCAACGAGUCCGCCGAGUCUGCCGAGUCCGCCGACUCCUCCCCCAGCAAAGAUGGACUCCACAGCCCCCUGGAUGCACUGGGAGGGCCCGACGGAGCGCAGCACGGUAUCAACGGAGACGACGGCACGACGCUGCACCUGGACCUGAAGGACCAGGUCCGCAUGGAGGUGCAGGGGGAGGAGGAGAAGAAGGAGGAAGAGGGGGAGGAGGAGGCGGAGGAGGAGGAUGAUGUCAGCCACGUAGAAGAGGAGGAGGAGAGGGAAGAGGACGGUGCAAGCAUGCAGACAGUGGAUCGGCGAGGUGGGGAUGGACAGAUUAAUGAGCAGGUGGACAAACUGAGGCAGCCCGAGGGUGCCAGCAAUGAGAGCGAGGUGGAUUAGAUAGCAGUAGAAAGCACAAAAAACACUCUUCUCUUCUCCGCCGACGGCUUUGUUUCACUCUGCUCCUCUCCGCUCAUGCUUGUUUGUGUUUUUUCUUUUAUUUGUUUUAUCCUUCCUCGCUGUCUGUUUCCACUUGUUUUCCACAUCUUAAUCUUGAGCGAAACGAGGCAUGAGAAGACAAAACCGACAAAUAUUGGAGUGUCUAGUUGACACACGGCUUACCUCGAUUUACUUUUCAUCAUGCAAAACUAAAUGACUGCAUGCCGAGCCAAGUACCACGCUGUGACGUUUCUUUGAAAGGAGAAAUGACGAGCAACAGUCAAAUCAGGAGGACUUUUAAAAAGGCUGCGUGCAAUACUAACCGUGUGUGUGACUGACUCGCUUUUUAAUUUUCAUGAUCCGAUCAGAUAAUUCACAGCUUUGCCUUGUGCGUCCUUGUAAUUGUACUUUUUAUACAGAACCAAAGAGGCACAGAAUAUCUCUCUUCCUGUAUAGUGCAGCUGCAGGUCAGGAGUCAUAUGUUGGCACUUCAGUCCCUCAAAGUUACCGUGAGCUCCCAGAGAAGCAUUAGCAGAGAGUUUGUCUCCCCCGUUGAUGGCGAUAGGAGAGGACAAGCUCUUCCAGGGCCGGAGCUUUUAGCCUCUUUUAUGUGUCCUUUCGCAUUGGUGUCAGUCUGUCAAUAAUUCACAAGGCCAGCAGGGUGGCAUUUGGGUGAAAUAAAAGCCCUGAAAUUCGAGAUUAGAAUGUGAUGACGGGCUUUGUUCCACGCCGGUGUCAGAGUGCUCAAAGGAGAGGGGGUGGAAGAUAAAUGUUUUUUCCUCCCCGCUUUCCUUUUUCACUGAGGCGCUGAAUUGUGCAUCUUUUGUUUUUUUUCGCGAGUGCGCGCGUGUGCAGGGCGAGAGAGAACCCAGACUGUCUGCUGUGCUGUAUCUGCGUCUCCAGCAGGGCAGCUGAUUUGGUUUGUGAAGUAUGUUAAUAAUCAAAUGAUCAACAAAUAACAGAUGUAUUAGUUCAUGCAGCUUGAAAUGUCAAGGAGGCUAAAAGCGGAAAUCUAAUACAGAAAGCCCAGUUGCAUUGUAUUAUUUUCCGUGACAAACCCCGCGGUCCAAAUUAUGUAGGGGGCCUCCUACGGUGAGUAAUCUUUACAGAAAACGGCGCCAAUAUUUUGUAAUUAAGCUGCAGAAAGACAACGAGAGAGCUGCCACAGAUGGAAGUUGCAGAAGUUGCGUCGCUUUUUCUCAGUGUGGAGGUGGAUAGGGGAAGUUCGAGGAGAAAAAAAAAAAAAAAAAUUGCCCGAUGAUUGAAAAGGAAAGUAAUAAAUGAACACUUGACUUAUUGAAUUACUCACUCUGUACUCACUUGUCUCCAGCUAACAAGAAGAGUCCGUGAGUGAGAAGAAGGGAUAUCAGCUCUGGUGCCAUUUCCACCUGCAUCACAUGGCCUUCAUAGGAACACAGAAAAAGGUAGAAGGGCUCUGCACAUUUUCCUGUGUGACACCCGUCCUAAACCUGCAGAUUAUGUCUGGUUAUGAUGAUUGAGUUUCUGUUUAAAAGUGUCGACAACAAUGCAGUAUGCUGUGAACUAUAUUUUUUGAUUUUUAGUAGAGAUGAGAUUUGUAUGGAUGAAUAAGGUUGGAGGUUUAACUUCUGCUUCUUAGCCACUGUAGAACCAGUGAUUGGUCCUCUCUCUCUGUAACCUGCUGAUUACUGUCUGAAUGUCAGCCAAAAGUGUACAUAAUAAAUCUGGUUUAUCUCAA